UUCUCAAAAUCAACGUUGUGUAUCCAUCUGCUUUGUGAUCGAUUUCCGUCGGUUUAAGUCCACAUGUUUUCUGCUGACGGGAAUGAACCAUGGAUAUGCCAUCUAUGUAUGGAGAGACGGUUAUGACCCAACGAUACCCGGAUGUAGCCAAAGUGACUUUCUGAACUGGGAUAAACAUUCAAAAUGCUUUACACAUACUUGGGACACUCACAGCAGACGACAAUGGCUGUGGAACACAUGUAAGGUUCAGGGCAGAGAAAUUCGAAAGAUAUUUCUUGCGGACGUUCAUCAUAAAUUACGAGAUGGGUUUAAUGCCAAAUCGUGCGGAAUACCUGGAAUUCAAUUGAUAAAACAAACAUUAAGUGAAGGUCAUUCAACAGUACCGGGACUCCAGAUAUAUGCACUAUUUGCUGUUAGUGAUAUUGACGUUUCAGAAAAGGAUUUGAUAAAGAACGUUGUCUGGUACAACGAUCAUUGCGCAGCUGCAAAUGAGAAGUUUGAUGGAGUUGCAGUCAACAAUGAAGCAUAUGCAUCGAUAAAAUGUCACAGUGGACAGUCAGAACAAACACGGUACCUACAAAACCUAAACAUGAUUAAAACGGAAGCCAGGAAACAAGUUCAUGGUCAUUUACUUACUCAUUACUCCGUCAGCUGGCACUGGGGACGCUGUGGUAGUACACAAAAACUGAUUACGUACAACGGAAAAACACAAGAUGCAGUCAGACACUUGAUUGACAUUUUCGAUAGUUUCGAUGUGCAGGUUGGUUACAUCACGUUCCCUCAAAUAUCUGACCGGACUAAACUGGCAGGAUACCAGUAUGCGUUAGAUACCAGAAAGGAAGUAUUCGUCACACUCUACACCAAUAAGGGCGAUCCUUGCCAGACAACUUUCUUUCCAUCUCCUUGUAACAAAGGUAACCACACCGAGGCUGGAAUGUUUGCUGUCUUUGAUAAUUUUAAGAAUAAUGGAAUCGAGCACGCAAGUCCGUGUAUUCACUAUUUCAGAGGGAUAUAUUCCAGUGGUGGGAACCCUGAUUGGCCAAAACAUUGACAUAACAGACUGUUAACAACGGAAAUAAAACUUAAUUAUUCAUAAAGAGUUUGAUAUAAAAGUAUGUUUUCAA
This is a messenger RNA of Mytilus trossulus (common blue mussel), 1124 nucleotides long. RefSeq lists its product as uncharacterized. Lineage: Eukaryota; Metazoa; Mollusca; Bivalvia; Mytilida; Mytilidae. The transcript is spliced from 5 exons. The record is from RefSeq and is a predicted model, not a curated record. Bases 83 to 1051 code for a protein of 322 amino acids.